This is a messenger RNA of Ustilaginoidea virens, 816 nucleotides long. RefSeq lists its product as uncharacterized. Gene Ontology annotation, molecular function: oxidoreductase activity. The record is from RefSeq and is a predicted model, not a curated record. The transcript has 5 exons. Lineage: Eukaryota; Fungi; Ascomycota; Sordariomycetes; Hypocreales; Clavicipitaceae. Bases 1 to 816 code for a protein of 271 amino acids. Gene Ontology annotation, cellular component: cytosol.
AUGGCCUCCGCCGCUGCCAAACGCCUCGCCGGCAAAACCAUCCUCAUCACCGGUGCCUCGUCGGGGAUCGGGCGGUCCACAGCCCUCGAGUUUGCCCGCACCAGCCCCGACAACCUGCGGCUCAUCAUCACCGCCCGCCGAGCCGACGCCCUGCGCGACCUGGCCUCGCAGAUCAAGAGCGAGGCCGGCGCCGGCGUCCAGGUCCUCCCCGUCAAGCUGGACGUUGCCAACGCCCAAGAGGUCCGCGACUUUGUCACCAACCUGCCGCAGGACUGGAGGGCAAUCAACGUGCUAGUCAACAAUGCCGGCCUUGUCAAAGGCGUCGCCCGAGCCCCCGACAUCGACCCAGACGACAUGAACGUCAUGUUUUCCACCAACGUGACGGGACUGAUCAACAUGACGCAGGCGAUACUGCCCGUCUUCCGCCAGCGCGAGCAUGGCGGCCAGGGCGACAUCAUCAACGUGGGCUCCAUAGCCGGCCGUGAGCCUUACCCCGGCGGUUCCAUCUACUGCGCAAGCAAGGCUGCGGUUCGCAGCUUCACCGACAGCCUGCGAAAGGAGCUCAUUGCCACGCGCAUCCGAGUCAUGGAGAUUGACCCGGGCCAAGUCGAGACGGAAUUCUCCUUGGUGAGAUUUUACGGCGACAAGGCCAAGGCUGAUGCUGUUUACGCCGGAUGCGAGCCUCUCACGCCUGAGGAUAUUGCCGAAGUCAUUGUUUUCGCGGCUACUCGCCGCGAAAACGUCGUUGUUGCCGAUACGCUCGUAUAUCCCAACCACCAGGCAUCCGCUCUAAUCAUGCAUCGGAAAAGCACGUAA